CAGAGCGAGACAUACAGGCUGCUUGACUGAUGUCAUGAAUUAUUGAUAUCAAUGGUGAUUUCUCUCAGUGGGGCUGUGUGUGACACCCUGAGUGUGUGUUUGUGUAUGCAGACAGUCCAGUCAGUAUAUGUGUAGCUCUCUGUGUGUGCAAGCAGAAUUGGAUGUGUGUGAGACCUGUGUGUGUUUGUGCAAGAAGGGUUGUAUGUAGUGCCUAGUGUGUGUGUGUUUGUGCAAGCUGGGCAUUCUGUUUGUAGCAGCGUGUGUGUGACAGUGUGUGUGUGUGUAAGGGAGGGUGGAGAAUCCAGAUCAAUUCUCUGCGUUUGAUGUCACUGUGCCUGACUCGGUGACGUUGCCUCCUGCUGGGAAAGGGUCCGUUCUGCUUCAUUUCUGAGGCUGCUGCUGCUGUUUUGCCUGAUUUUCCUUGGCUUUCCUCCAUUUUUCAUCCUUCGCACCUGCAAGUGAUUCUGUAUCCCAGGGUGGGGACCCUGGAUCUUUCUAUGCCUUGGAUUGCUGUCCUGUUGUCUGCAGGGUGUUACACUGGAUCCAAAAUGCUGCCCGACCUGGUUUUAUGCUGAUGAGUUAUUUGGGGUAAGGGUAAAAGCCCUCCUUAUUUCUGCCCCAAUAAAGGCACCGAGGAACAUUUGCCUCUUCUCACAUCUUCCAGCUGUUGUUGUGUUUUCAUCUUCCCAUCCCAGGAGCCGGUGAUCCUGCCAGCAUGCUUCCCAUGAAGUGAGCGCCGGAGCCGAGAACGUUAGAACCAUGUCUAACACAAGCAACGGAGACACCAAAACCCAAUGUCUACCAUGUAAUGGGCUGGUGAAGAUUCCUGCUCCCACCAAUGGCCUGGGCUCUGCCAGUAUUACCAAAGGGACUCCAGCAGUGAAGAACCGCCUGUACCAGCCCCCUUCUGUACCCACCAUCCUCAGCCAAGCCUUCCCCAAGCAUGCCGAGCAUAUCAGUCCUCCCACCCUGCCCAUCUUGCCUCCCACACACACUAUCCCUCUGGGUCUGAGUCCUGGAGAGGAGAACGUUCCCCUGCCAUGUGGCCCCCCUGCAGACAGAGGACCGAGUCCUGACAUGAACUGGCACCUUGCCCUGGAUGAGAAGAUUCUUACCCGUCUUUUCUGUUACUUUUCUGCCUGUGAGAAGUGCGUUUUGGCUCAGGUGUGCAAGACAUGGAGGCGAGUUCUGUACCAGCCUAGGUUCUGGCUAAACCUGACCCCAGUGUUGCAUGCCAAAGAACUAUACAAUGUGUCGGCCUGCGGAGAGAAGGAGUUUGUUAACCUGCAGGGCUUUGCGGUGCGUGGAUUUGAGUCUUUCUGUCUGGUUGGGGUGUCAGAUCUGGAUAUCUGUGAGUUUAUUGAUAACUACCCGCUUUCCAAAAAGGGAGUCAAAUCUGUGAGCCUAAAGAGGUCGACAAUCACCGAUGCUGGACUGGAGGUGAUGCUGGAGCAGAUGCAGGGAGUAGUACGUCUGGAGCUGUCGGGCUGCAAUGACUUCACUGAGGCUGGCUUAUGGUCAAGCUUACACGGACGCAUUACGUCUCUAAGUGUCAGCGACUGUAUCAAUGUGGCUGAUGAUGCGGUGGCAGCCAUCUCCCAGCUCCUGCCCAAUUUGGGUGAGCUGAAUCUCCAAGCCUAUCAUGUAACGGACACGGCUCUGGCAUAUUUUACUGCCAAGCAAGGCCGAGCCACACACACACUGCGCCUGCACUCGUGCUGGGAGAUCACCAACCAUGGGGUGGUCAAUGUGGUCCACAGUCUACCUAACCUGACCGUGCUCAGCCUCUCUGGCUGCUCCAAGGUGACAGACGAUGGGGUGGAGUUAGUAGCGGAGAACCUGAGAAGGCUUCGGGGCUUGGACCUGUCAUGGUGCCCACGACUAACAGACACGGCCUUGGAGUAUAUUGCUUGUGACCUGCACAAGCUGGAGGAGCUGGUUUUGGACAGGUGUGUGCGGAUCACAGACACAGGGCUCAGUUACCUGUCCACAAUGCCAUGUCUCCGCAGCCUGUACCUACGCUGGUGCUGCCAGGUGCAAGAUUUUGGCCUGAAGCAUUUGUUGGUGAUGAAAAGUUUACGACUCUUAUCUCUGGCAGGUUGUCCCUUGCUCACCACUACAGGCCUCUCUGGCCUGGUCCAACUGCAAGACUUGGAAGAACUGGAACUAACCAACUGCCCUGGGGCAACUCCAGAGCUCUUCAAGUAUUUCUCCCAACACCUGCCUCGUUGUGUGGUGAUUGAGUAAGAUACCAGCUCCACUCUUAGAAUCGUCUCUUCCAAAUCAUUGACAGCACUGGCCAUCAGAUCGGAGACUUUGGCUUGGACAUCAAGACCAAGCCAUUGAUGACUGACAUGCAAUGAGAGCAAGAUCAUGGGAGAUAUUUCACACUCCAGUUAGUGAAGGCUUCAUUCCAUGUCCCGAAGGAAGGGUUGUAUAUUUCCCACGUCUCAUUUCUUGUCUUCUCUGUCGUGGACUGUUUUGCAACUCAAAUACAGCUGGUUCCCAUUCAAACCCCCAGCAGUGUCCUCUAUAAGGUCAACAUGGCAUGAGGUUAAGUGCAGUUGAGUCUUACCUGCUGUUAUCAAAAUGGUGGUUGUCCAUUAUUCGAGUUUGGUGCUUUGGAAGAUGGGUACAGAAGAUCUACUGGGCCCAGCAUAUAAUAAUUCCUGGAUGAUUAAGUGCAAGCGACACUGCAAAGGCAAUACUGAAGUAGAAUAUUCUGGAUCCACCAGCAAUCUGAAGAGGUUUCCAUGCAGAUUGUUGUUGGUAUGACUGUAGGAAAGAGUAAGUAGAUGCAUGGAAUGACCAUAAGAAGAGCCAAUGUUGUGUUUACCCAGUGAUAUUAUUAUGGAAUCAUCAUCUACUAUGAGCCUGACAUCCAAUCCUUGUCAACCUUCUUUCUACUUGGUUUGGACCCUUGUGCAGAUGCUGCGGCUUCUACAAUCACAAAGCUCAUGUGGACUAGGUUUAGCCAACAAUUGUUGCACACAGAGCUUUGCAGCUGGAAUCUAAUGGAAUAUAGUGUGGCUUUUGCAACAGAUUAAGGCAAGGGGGUCACAGGCUUAGGGUUUUUCUAGAUCUUCUAUGGGGAGAAACCAGCGGCAGUUUGUUUCUUAGUUCUGCUCAGUGAUCUUACAUUUGUCAGUGGAUCAAGUCUGGAGCCAUCAAUUCUAUAAAAAGGACAGUACAGGGGAAUCGUGGGCAUGGAGCAAACAUUGAGCAGAGGAUAUGCCUUUGUGUAUAUAUAUAUAUAUAUAUAUAUAUAUAUAUAUAUAUAUAUAUAUAUAUAUAUAUAUAUAUAUAUAUAUAUAUAUAUAUAUAUAUAUAUAUAUGUGUGUGUGUGUGCUGGUUAAGAUGGACUGGGGGUCUCCCUCACAUUGCUUCAUAGCUUGCCCUAGUGCCUGUACAUUUUUCUCCCUGCUUGUCUAAAAUUGAGAACAGAAGUUGGAGGACAGUAUUACCCUCGCCUUCCUCAUCCUGGAAGGAAUAUUUCUUCUUGAGCUGAACAUUCUCUCUAAGAAGUUUGCCUGAGGUGCACAAAUAGUGAUAACAUAAAACUGCUGCCCCCCCGAGACAUAAUCCAUUAGCCCACCCUGAUGACUUCACUUGUCUGCUAUUCUUUCUGUGAUCUUUUCCACCAAUUCCCUCAUUCUAAUCACCCUUCAUCCUUGCAAGUUCUUUUUUCCUUUCCUCUAUCUCUUGUACUUUUCUAUUUGCCUAAUUCUCACACAUUUUCUCUCAAAUCCCCAUGCCACCAGCUGGCCCAGUCUCUAUUUGCCCCAUGUUCACGUCCAGCUUUGGAGAGCACUGUUUACAAAACAAUCUUGUGCUGUUUAUCACAAUGCUUUAAAUAUAUUAAAAUAUAUAAUUCUUUCCUCCA
Messenger RNA from Xenopus laevis (African clawed frog), 3883 nucleotides. RefSeq names its product F-box and leucine-rich repeat protein 16 L homeolog (gene fbxl16.L). The coding region runs from base 760 to 2247 and encodes 495 amino acids. The transcript has 6 exons. NCBI's taxonomy places the organism in Eukaryota, Metazoa, Chordata, Amphibia, Anura, Pipidae. Gene Ontology annotation, cellular component: cytoplasm. The record is from RefSeq and is a predicted model, not a curated record.